CAGAAAACCGGAAAGACAACAGCCGCGAACCCGGAAGUUAAAGACUCCUGUGAGCGGUUCUCGUUGCUCUCUUUACACAGAUAGCACAUAUCCCCGGAGGGUGCAGCGUGUCCCGGGGGAGAGCCCGGCCUGCCCGCAGUGAGUGCUGUCUGAGGAGGAGCUCGGCUCUCGCGGUCAGGCUCGGCAUGGCGGAGAAGUUCGACAGCUUGGAGGAACACCUGGAGAAGUUUGUGGAGAACAUCCGCCAGCUGGGCAUUAUAGUCAGCGACUUCCAGCCGAGCAGCCAGGCCGGCCUCAACCAGAAGCUGUGAGUGGGCAUGUUAGUCCGAGUCCAGCCAUGGUGCUGCACCCAGAGAGCGGACUGUAGUUCCCAUGAUGCUCAGCCAGCCUCACACCCAGGCUGUCAGUGAUUAGCGUGUCUUUCUAUAUCGCUCUCACUCAUUCAGGACAUGGCACAUUAUUGUUACAUGUAUGCUCACCAUGUCACUAACCCUUUGAUCACAGUGGGUUCAGGAAAUCCAAAAGCAGCAACUUUAUUCUACUGUUGUGUAAUAUUGUUUUUAUAACAUAUUCAAUACUUUUAUGGAGAAGCAUUUGAUUAGACUGUUUUACCAACUCAGAAUACACGCGCAAAUUCUAAGCCAGUAAGGGGAGGAAGGCAGUGGAUAUAAAAAAACAUCUAAGGAGGAUACAGGGAGGUAGGAAGGCGAGGCGAUAAUGUUUCUUCUUGUAGACAUUCAUUGCAUCUGUCACCAACGCGCAGUGUGGUUUGACACCAUUUUUGCACACCAUUGAUGAUAAUAAAGGGACACUAUAGUCACCGGAAGAAUUGCAGCAUAUUGUAUUUGUUCUGGUGAGUAUAAUCGCCAGAACAAAUACUUUUUUGUUGUAAACAAUGUCUUUUCAUAGAAAAUGCAGUGUUUACUACCUAGAGAUACUUCCAGUUGCCAGUCAUCAGAUGGCUACUAGAGGUGCUUCCUGGGACACACUGUGCUACACUGAUAUUCAGUUAUUCCACUCUCUGUGUGGAGACACUUAAAGGACCACUCUAGGCACCCAGACCACUUCAGCUUAAUGAGGUGGCCUGGGUGCCAGGUCCAGCUAGGGUUUACCCAUUUUCUUUUUUAUAAACAUAGCAGUUUCAGAGAAACUGCUAUGUUUAUAAAUGGGUUAAUCCUUCCCCCAAAGCCUCUAGUGGCUGUCUCAUUGACAGCCGCUAGAGGCGCUUACGUGAUCCUCACUGUGAAAAUCACAGUGAGAAGACGCCAGCGUCCAUAGGAAAGCAUUGAUAAUGCUUUCCUAUGCGACCGGCUGAAUGCGCGCCCAGCUCUUGCCCCGCAUGCGCAUUCAGCCGACGGGGAGGAGAAGGAUCGGAGGAGAGCUCCCCGCCCAGCACUGGAAAAAGGUAAGUUUUACCCCUUUUCCCCUUUCCAGAGCCGGGCGGGAGGGGGUCCCUGAGGGUGGGGGCACCCUCAGGGCACUAUAGUGCCACUAUAGUGGUCCUUUAACCUUUCCUAUAAAGCUUAAUCAAUUCAGUGCAUCUCUGUUAGAAGAUGCUGUUUGGUUUGUGCUGGCUCUUCCUCUGAUCUGCAUGAUUUGACAGUCUCAGCCAAUCCUAUGGGAAAGCAUUGUGAUUGGCUUACAAAAUGUCAGCCAAGCAGGCAGAUCAGAGGCAGCAGCUGCGGACUUCAAUACAAGUAAGAUUGCAUUAUAUUUAGGGAGGCAAGAAGUGGGUUGGGGGGGGCUAGAUUGUGAUUUUUAACACUAUUGGGUCAGGAAUACAGGUUUGUGUUCCUGACCCUAUAGUGUUCCUUUAAUCCAGUGGUUCCCAAACUGUGUGACGUGCACACAGAGGUGCUACAGAACAUUUUCACGGUGCAAUGAUCAUAGCACCGGGAAAACAUUACUGCUCAACAGGGACCCGGGCAAGUUCCGCAGUCCUUUAAGACCGCAACUGGGCCCCUGUAAUUUCAGCCGGCUGGGAGGAAGUGACAGCCUGGCACCUAAGGUAAGAUAACAGGAGGAUGGCUGGAGAUAUAAAAAAUAAAUGUGUCUUCUCGCUGUGAUUUUCAUAUAUCUGUGUUUGUGCACACACAUCUGUGUGUCAGGUUGUGUGUUUUUAUUAGGUAUGCACCGAAAUUUCGGCUGCCAAAAUUUGUUUCCGAAAAUGGGCCUAUCAAAUGGGCAUCCCUAGUUUUUAUGUCAGUGUGUAUCUGUAUCAUGGUAUGGGCAUGUAUUAAUGUUUGUGUGUCAUGGUGCAAUAUGUGUAUAUGUCGUUGUAUUUAUAUGCAUCUGUGUAUGUAUGUGCAUACAUUCAAGCAGUCAAACACCAGCACAACAUACAAGCACACUCCUGCAAUCUAACACAAAUAUUACAAACACACCCCUGCAUUCAAACAAAAAAAUAUAUACAAACACACCCCCUUCAGCCUUCACUCAAACACAUACUUAAAACAAAUGUAUCACAUUUAAAAGUGAACAUUACAUUCAGACACACCCCUGCAAUCAAACGCAAACAUCACAUAGAAACACACCCACACAAUAAAUGUAUACAAACACCCCUUCAAACACCAACACUGUACAUUGCACUAUAGCGCCAGUGAAUGCUGCAGCACUGUACAGAUAUAGAACUUAGAAAUUUUGACUUGGGGGUUUUUACAUUUUCUUACCAUUAAGGAUCAGGGCUCUUUUUACAUUUCUGCAGUGUUUGUGUUUAGCUGUAGUUUUCCUCUUACUCAUUUACUGUACUCAUUCAUAUUAUAUACUGUUUUCCCCUUCAGAUUAGAGGCAGUGCUUUACAACUGGGAUUUCAUCACAUGGAGGGAAAAAACAGGCAGUCAAUCUCCCAAACUUUUAAAGAAACUCCCCCCAAUUAACCUUUGGCUUUAUAAAUUGCUUGCUACCCAAGACAGCCCCAGUUUUUUUCCAGCAGAGGAGGGUGUCAGGUUCAGGAUUUCUCCCUAGAAGUAUGGUGAGAGGGCUGAGGCUGUGGAGGCUCUACUUCUUUUAAAUACAUUUUUCAGAGAUCAGCCAGGGAUAACACACCAGACGGCUGUAUCUCCCCGAGUUGUAUUACUUCCGUCUAUACCGAGCCAGGUGCCGGGCAGACAAUGGUGUGCAUUUGGGCACUAGCUGGGAAGUCCUGGGCUGGCGGUGGAACACUCGAACAGGUUACGUUUAUUUCCACCGUGGAAUUGCGAAAUGCAGGACAUGCGUAAAGCGAUUUAAAAUUCGCGCCCCAGUAUCUUUAUUAUUUUUUCUCUCCGGGGUCAAGAUAUUGGUUUCCAGGACUUAGAGAGGCUGUUUACCCAGCAGCAACUAACUGUUGCCAGGUGCACUCAGAAUCUUUUGCAAGUGUGUAUUCAAAAUGGGGUAUAUCCAGUCUUUUGUAGUAGCCACUUUACCCCUUCCUCCCCUGCAUGACCGGUUUGGCAGUGGGUCAGUAAUGGUGUGGGGUGGCAUUUCUUUGGGGGGCCGCACAGCCCUCCAUGUGCUCGCCAGAGGUAGCCUGACUGCCAUUAGGUACCGAGAUGAGAUCCUCAGACCCCUUGUGAGACCAUAUGCGGUUGGCCCUGGGUUCCUCCUAAUGCAAGACAGUGCUAGACCUCAUGUGGCCGGAGUGUGUCAGCAGUUCCUGCAAGACGAAGGCAUUGAUGCUAUGGACUGGCCCGCCUGUUCCCCAGACCUGAAUCCAAUUGAGCACAUCUGGGACAUCAUGUCUCACUCCAUCCACCAACAUCACGUUGCACCACAGGAGUUGACAGAUGCCUUAGUCCAGGUCUGGGAGGAGAUCCCUCAGAAGCACAUCCGCCACCUCAUCAGGAACAUGCACAGGCGUUGUAGAGAGGUCAUACAGGCACAUGGAGGCCACACACACUACUGAGCCUCAUUUUGACUUGUUUUAAGGACAUUACAUCAAAGUUAAUUCAGCCUGUAGUGUGUUUUUUCCACUUUAAUUUUGAGUGUGACUCCAAAUCCAGACCUCCAUGGGUUGAAAAAUUUGAUUUCCAUUUUUUAAUUUUUGUUUCGAUUUUGUUGUCAGCACAUUAAACUAUGUAAAGAACAAAGUAUUUCAGAAGAAUAUUUAAUUCAUUCAGAUCGAAGAUGUUGUUUUUGUGUUCCCUUUAUUUUUUUUUGAGCAGUGUAUUAUCAAAAUACAGUUAGAAUAACAUUUAUGUGUGUGUGUGUGUAUAUAUAUAUAUUUAUAUUUUAGUAUUUUCGGUUUUUAUUUGUAUUUUUGUGUGUGUAUUUUAAUUAUAAGUAUUUUUAUAUUAAUAUAUGUAUAUAAAAAUACACUUAUCACUAUUUUUAUAAACUUUAAAAAAAAAAAUUAUUUUACACAUGCAAGCAGACAGCCUGUCAGCACAGGCAGUCCCCCUGCAGGCAGACACUUGGACACCUAUUGUGACCAUGUGGCCGCGGGUUCCUAAUUUGCCGCGGGGAGACUGCCACACCGGGAGCAAUGCUGAUUGCCGUCGGUGGAACGACUGCGAUCGGGUAAGUACAUAUUACCGUUAUGACGGUUCAGGACAGACACCGGUCCUCAAGGGGAUUUUUCCGAUGACUGUCCUGAACCGUCAGUAGUCGUGAAUGGGUUAAUAUUUGAAAUUAAUAAAAUGUAUACAUUCUUGAAUGUAGACCAGUUGCACAUACAUGUCAUGUUGUGUUAUACAUGUUUCUGGGUGGCAGCUGGUCAUUCUGGAAGCACGUACUGACAGCAUUUUCAUAGGCUAGAUAUAAGCUAGCUACUUAGGUAUGUGUUAAAUAAGUUGCAGAACAAAUGUGAAUUAUCUUUAUCUUUUACAGGAAUUUCAUGAUCACUGGCUUGCAAGAUAUUGAUAAAUGUCGACAGCAACUCCACGAUAUCACUGUGCCCUUAGAAGUAUUUGAGUAAGUUUAUUUUAUUUAUUUUUUAUAUGUAUUUAUUUUAUAUAUAGGUUUAAUAUAUUCCACUGUUCUUUACAAUGUUUGACUCUUAAAGGAAUAUUCUAGUGUUAGAGAUAGAGAUAGAGAUAUAUAUAUAUAUAUAUAUAUAUAUAUAUAUAUUUUUUUUUUUUCCUUUUUUUUUUUUUUUUCUGACAUAUGGUGGCAGUACGUAUGGAACAAGCAUCUGCAAGAUAGGUAAUUAAGAAAAAAAGACAGUGUUUACAGCAAAAAGCCUGAAGGUAAUGAUUCUACUCACCAGAACAAAUUCAAUAAGCUAUAGUUGUUCUGGUGACUAUAGUGUCCCUUUAAGCAGAGAAUAUGCAAUCAUUCCUAUCUUAGACUAUUUGAUUAUCUGUAAGAAUUUAAUCAGCUGCUCUGCCUGAGAUAUUCCGCAGAGACAAGAGUAUGGGUCUUUGCUGGCAGGUGCAGCGGUGUCCAAAACUUAAGUCUCUUGAUAAGCAGCUUGUCAGUUUCCUGAUUUUGUUAUUGUCACAUACUUUAGAUGGAUUUGACUAAUAAAAGUUGACAAUGUCGGCCAAGACCGUGGGUUGAUCUGCUGUUUCCCUUAUAUUCUUGUAGCUUAAGCUUGGACGGCAGAUCUGCGUCCUUUUCGGUCCCCUGUUUACUCCCGUUAGGGAAAGGGGUAUCUUUUUAUAACCAAUAUCGAAAAAGGAAAAAAGCUCUGCCUCAAGACAAGUAGAAAAAGGUCCGACGUGGGUAGGCGUUUUGGACGCCAAGAAGCUUGGAGGUGUAAUCCUGCAUUUCUAUACUAAUGUGGAUAGCUCAGUUAAAGCAAUGGGCUUCUUAGGCCACCCAGGAAGUUCUGUUUCCUCCUGGGAUCUUUCCUCAGUCUGUCAGGUCCCCUUUUACUUUGGAGGUGGUUCCUUUUUAAUAUGCUAAAGCUUAACCAGCAUUCUUAGUGGCCGUUACCUCUGCCAAGAGAGUAAGCGAGCUUCAGGAUAUAUCGUCUUCAGUGGAAUUUCUUAUAUUCUACCAGGGUGAAAGUUGUUUUAUCUUAAAACUUCAGUUCUUCCAGAGUUAUCAAUUAGAGCCGUUAAUCAGCUCAUUCAUCUGUAAUUUUGCUACCUCCCCGCUGGAACUAGAUGGCAUAUUCUAUUUUUAUUUUUUUUGGCAAUCAUAAUGGCUUAUGCUUCAGUAAUUUUGAUUCGACAGCAUCUUUCUCUGCGCAGAGAGAGCUCUUGCUUCACCCGAAGUAAUCAGCAUGGCUGCUUCUUGGUCAGCUUUUAGCACUUUAAAAAAACAUCAGGCAUUUUCAGGCUAGAUGUACUCUGACUCUAAAAUUGCGCUAAGGCGUAGGUACUUCAAGCUGUUUAGGCAUAAGGCCCACCCAAUUGGGGAUCUUGCUAUAUCCCAUACGUACUGCCACCACAAAAAUUUUUACUCUGUUAAUUUCUUUUUUUUUUUUUUUUUUUUAAAUAUGGUGGCAGUACAAAAUCUAAAUUACAAUUUUCCUCAGUGUGUGGCUUAGGUAUGUAUUCUUGCUACGACUGAGGUGAGUUUGCCGGGGAAGCCCUUUAUAGGGUAAAGGGAAGGGAGUGUUUUUGUUUUUUUAAAUUACCUAUCUUUCAGAUGCUUGUCCCAAUUUGGAAUCACAACUUAUACGUACGUACUGCCACCAUAUUAAGAAAAAAAAAAAAAGCAUUUACGGAGAGUAAAAAUUUGUCUUCCUACUGUUUGAAGGCUCCAAGUCUAAUAAAAUUACUUGCCUCUAAACCAGCAGAGAGAGGGCACUUAGAGAAGCAUUAGGUAUCAAAGCACAUGCAGAGCAAUUAGUGUUAGGUAUCAAAGCACAUGCAGAGCAAUUAGUGUAAUUUGCUGGCAGUGCUUCACUAUGAUACUACUAAGGAAGGAAAUGCUUCCCUUGCUUUCUGGUUGACAGGUGGUCUUAAUGAAGGUGGUUAUAAGGUGUUGAUUUAUCUUAAAAUCAGCACUUUUAUAAAUUCAAGGUUAAGUGUCCCUCUAGCUUUAAACGCUCAAGAGGUUUGGAGUGUUCCUUUAACGAUAGGAUAGUGCCAGUUUCCUGGCAUCAUAACCACUACAGCUUGCUGUAGUUUGGGUGAUUAAACAUGUCUCCUUAAUGUGAAAAUGUGUAAAAGGGGAAAGUAUGAAUCCAUCUACAUGUCUAUGUAAUAAAUUAUCAGUUGAAAAACUGAAUUUAUUUUAUAUGCUGUCCUGAGGCCGCUGAAAACCGGGUCAACAUUUUAUUUUUCCACCAGUGCUGGCAAACAGCCAAUUGGUUAUUGCCAGACUGCUUAAUUUCCGAGUCUUUCAGCAAUAAUAUGAACUGAUACUCCUAUGCAGAGGUUGCCCCCAUCCUUGUUGCAUAUAUCUAUUCUAUGUGACCUCUGACGGUCGGUAGUCUGUAAAUGUAGUCUGGUACACAGGUGUAAGACAUUCUCACUUCUGUUCUAUUGCAAUUGGUGUCUGACAUCUUUGGCAUGGUGCCCCAACAAAUGAAUUGAAGUGCACCUUCAGAAACAAAUUACUGUAAAGCCUCCCUGCAGGCUCAUAAGACUUUCAAUGUCUUGCAUACCCUGUUAAGGCAACAUUAUAACCCAAACAUUGAUCAUCAAUAAGGUGCUAGAAUGUAGGCUUGGCAAACUAUUUAUGAACAACAAAAUAAUGCAACUGAAGUAAUUAAUGACAUACAUUUUUUUUUUCCCCCCCCCCAAGUUAUAUAGAUCAAGGUCGGAAUCCUCAACUCUAUACUAAAGAAUGUUUGGAGAGGGCUUUGGCGAAAAAUGAACAAGUUAAAGGAAAAAUUGAUACCAUGAAGGUCAGUCUUUUUAUAGGGCCUCUAAAAAAAAAUAAAAAAAUUCAAAGUCUUGCUAUCAUAUGAAGCAGAAUGUACAAGCAGAGCUUCAAUGUACUUGUUCUAGUGAUUAUAGUUUGUCCCUGCAGGCUUUUUGCACUAAACACUGAAAAGGUAGCUUUGCAUUCCUGACUAGGAACACCACCAGUAGCCUUCACUCAGAUGCUCGGCUUGGAGAUGCUGAACAUUCCCCAUAGAGAUGCAUUGAUUCAGUGCAUCUCUAUGAGGAGAUGCUGAUUGGCGCAGCGCAGCAUUUUGCCACACGUGUGCUUUAGCUUCUCAAUGGUUUCCUAUGGAAAAGCAUUGGAUGAGAUCCUCCGUUUUGAUCUCAGCUAAGGGGUGGAACUUGGACAGAGUUGGCACCAGCUGAUCCACGUGGAGCUGGAUUAAAAGGGAGUUUUUAAACUUUAAGGAGGACAAGUGGGUUUUUAACAUGAUAGGGUCAGAAAUACACAUUUCUACAGUGGUGUAUUUACCGCAAGGCUGACAAGGCUUUUGCCUUGGGUGGCACUUUGGGGGGGGGGGGAAUAUGACAUCACUCCGGCUCCAGUAUCACUAAAUAAUAAAAAAAAAAAUUAGUGUGUUUUGUUUGUGUGUGUGUGUGUGUCUGAUAGCGAGGGUGUGUGUGUGUCUGACACUGAGUGAGUGUGCGUCUGUGUAUCUGUUGGUGAAUGUGAGUGUGCAUGUCUCAGUGAGUGUGUAUGUUUCAGUGAAAGUGUGUGUUGGAUAAACAAUGUGUGUGACAAUGACUGUGUGUAUCUGUCAGUGAGUGUAUGUCAGUGUAUGCAUCAGUAAAGGCGUGUGUUAGACAAAGAGCGUGUUUGAGGAAGUGAAAUUUAGAAGGGGUGUAGGGGGGUGCCUGAGUUUUGUCAUGUUUAGGGCAGCACAAAACCAGAAUACACAACUGUUUGAAUUUCUGACCCUAUAGUGUUCCUUUAUUUUCCAGCAUGUUACUGAAAUCUGAAUGUGUGGAGUUUAUCCUAGAGUGAAAAUUUUAAUGUAUGUUUAUUAGAUUUGAUUAAAACACUUGCAUAGAUGGGAAAAUGCUAUUAUACACCUAUACUUUUAUGGGUCUUAAUAUUUUUGGAUAUUAUUUUCAAGAGAUUUAAUAUAUUUGCAUUAACUUUUAAAAUUAUGUUUGAAAAUCAUAUCCAAAAAUAUUAAAUUGAAGCAGUGAAAAUCACAACUGGCAAAGCAUGACCCAAACGACUAACCCUUUAAUGCAGGGUUGCUCAAAAGUUAGAUCCCCAGAUGCUUUAAAACUACAGCAUUUUAAAGGCAUCAUGGGAAUAGUAGUUCUAAAACCGCUGGGGAUCUACCAUUUGGACACCCCUGCUUUAAAGGAUUACUCCAACCGCCAUCACCACUUCAGUAAUUUGAAGUGGUCAUGGUGGUAGGAGUCUGGAUGUGCAGUGUUUAUGUUUGAAAUGUUGCACAUCCAAACACAUCUGGCUCAAGUGACUUUUGCAGCUUGAAACUCUGUUCUAGGUUGCCUACUGUCAAUCCUGUGUAUAUUUUAUGUCUGUCAACAACACACUGACAACAGACAUAAUAUUUUCCCUUGCAUGCAGGGCACCCCUUCCAUUGCUGGUAACUUUUAUUUUUUAUUUUAAUUUAUUUUUUAAAUUUUUUUAUUAUUAAAAUUCCCUCUUCCUCCAUUUGCUGGCUCAAUGUACGCAUGCAUGCCCCCUGGUGACUUCAGAUAAAUUGUUAAACUAAUCUGAAAAGUUGUUGUUCUAUAACACCAAUGCAUGUAAAUACUGAUUAUGCUCAAGGUGCAGUUCUUUGAAAAGCCAGUCCUUGUUAGUGUUCAAUUAAAUUGUUACUGGAAAGCACAAUUUUGAAGUAUUGUCAGCUCAGCCACUUUGUUUUUGAAGAGGUAGCCACUAAAGGAGGAUUAGAAUCAGACCAUCUCCUACUAAAAGAUCCAUCAAAGUUUUGCACAAAAUGUAAUGGUGCCUUGAGUAUCACUAUAUUGCUUGUAAUAUGACUACACAAAUGUCUUGGCUCUGUGCUAUUGCCUCCUAUUUAGAUUGUCAUAUGCUGAACUUCAGACUUUAGUUGGUCCUGUUUUAGCCCAUGUUAUUUGUAAAAAAGAAUCACAAGAUGCUGUUUUGCAAAUUUUAAACUUCAAGCUUGACUGAGCAUAACAUUUUAGUCCUAUCUUGUAACCUUUUCGCAAGAACAGAAGGCCAAAAAAUAACAAUGAAAAGAAACAAACAUCCUUAAUGUCAUUCUUGUGCUGCCUCAUACCAAUAGCAUAGUCUAUUACUCAGUCUUGAUUGGUGCUGCAUGGAUUGUUGAUUUAAAUUGCUUUUUGAAUCAUUGUAUAGUGUGUUCUCUUUAUCUGGCAGCAGCAUGCAUUUGUAGCUUUCAUAAUAAGCAAAUAGACGGCAGGUUUCUUGGCUGUUCUACGUUUUCUAAGCGUCAGGAUAUCAUUUAGGGGUCUUUAGUGCCAUGCAGACUGCAUGUUCAUUUCUAACUCUGAUUUGAUGGCUAAAUAAGUUGUCAGGUUUAACUGCAUUAUUUGUAAAACUAAAUUGUAUCUUUUAAAAAAACAAGGGUCAUUAGGUUUUUGGAGAAUUCAGUGUUUGUUUUUAGUAGAGACCUAGGAUUCAGUCUGUGCUGAAUGAGAAACGCAUCUGCUAUGUAGCUAUGCAGGUGACAUAUCAAGCUGUGGGAGAAAAUUUACUUUCCAGGGUACAUGGGUAGCCAGAUGGAAGACUAGAAAAGGUGAUAAUGCAAUGUAAACUGAAUAAGGUAUGAGGGAAUAUGGCUUAAUGUUUAGAUGAUUCAGUACCUUGAUUUAAAAAAUAAAAAAAUAAUACUGUUGACUACAUUAAUUGAAGUGGCUUUAAAUAGCUACUAGUGGUUUGUAUUGUAAUAGAAGCUAGUAUAUGAAUGAUUAUAUAAAGUAUCUGUAGAAGUUGAGUGAAUUGUAUCACAUGGCCAGUUAGGCUACUUGAAUAUGCUCUGCGAGUUUUGGGUGUGUGGUAUAAUCACGUGAUAAGCCAUAAUCAUCGCACAUGACAAAUCACGGCUUGAACUAUCUUGCUUUGCAUGUAAUGUGUCUAUCUCAUAUAUUCGUUUCCCCUUUUACGUUGCAUUACUGAAAUAAAUGAACUUUUGCAUCAUAUUCUAAUUUUUCGAGUAUCACCUGUAACUAGUGACAAGCACUAUAGCGUUAGGAAAACAGGUUUGUAUCCCUAAUGUUUGUGUUCCUUUUUAAUGCUUUAUUUGUUAUAGAAAAAAAUAAAAAAUAAAAAGAUUUUAUUGUCAACUUUAAUCCCCUUUCUCUGUUAAACAGAAAUUCAAAAGCCUUUUGAUUCAAGAACUGAGUAAGGUCUUUCCAGAAGAUAUGGCCAAGUACCGGGCAAUACGAGGGGAAGAUUAUCCUCCUUCCUAAUGGCGAUGCUUCAAACUUUAAUUCGAAGGACUAUAAAAUAUUUAUUUCUUUACAGCAAUGACUUUAGAGAAAAGCUGUGAAAAAGUGAUGAUAAUAUCUACUACACUGCAGGAUCUGGAAAUUGGUCUGAAAGUUAAAGGAUGGUCUCCUGCUACGGAAGAGUUUUUUUUUUUUUUUUUCAGAGUUCUUAUUGACUGCAGUGUAGUGCAUACUGCUUUCUGAAAUAUCCAUUUUAUUCUGUGUGACAAGCUAGGCACACUCCAACAAUUUCAUAAAAUGUUUAUACUCUGAUGUGCCUGAAUGUAAUGUACUGGUGCAUGUAUAAAUUUAAAAACUCUAGGGACUAUAAGCAAUUGUGAAUAUAUGUGGAUAUAAUUUUUAUAUAUUUUUUUUUCUCCCCGUCUCUGUGCCUAUGAAUACAUACUAGCCCUAUGUUAGUUGCCCAUUCAGUGGGUCACCAUUUACACUGCACUGUUGAGGCUUGUGUGGCAUAAAUGCCUUUUGCAGUUGCUCUAAAACAGUGGUUUCUACCUCUGUCCUCAGGAGAUUUGGUCCAGUUUAUGUCCGUAUCCCCGUUGGAAUAUAAGCUGAAAUAUCUACAUUAUUGUCUCUCUGUGUGCCUUGAAGGAUGGAUUGGGAAACCACUGCAGUAGAACUACUGUUUACUUUAGACUGAUUAUGUGGUGGUUUGCCAUGCUAAUUCUAGAUGUUCAAUUUAUAUUGACACAGGUAAGUUAUUUUUAAGGAUUUCUAAAUAGGCUAUUACAACUAGUGCAAGCAUGAUUUUGAGUUGCUGUUAAAAUAACCAUGAUUGCAGAAUUCUUAUGUCCACGGUUGAUCUGAUUGUUGAUGUUACUUGUUUGUUCAUUUGUUUUUUGUGUAUGGUAGUAAAGAACCAUUGUGUAGCGUGUGUUGUGUUUUUUUUUUUUUUUUUCUUUCUAUCUACAUUUACUAUUAAAGUUUCC
Molecule: messenger RNA, 12130 nt
Organism: Pelobates cultripes (western spadefoot toad)
Lineage: Eukaryota; Metazoa; Chordata; Amphibia; Anura; Pelobatidae
Source: the annotation of a GenBank genome assembly